UAACCAGCACUAGUUUGGUCGCGUCGUUCUGGCAAAGUGGCGCGUAAAUCGGCAAAUUGUUUAAAACCAAGUGAAAAAAACAUAGUUAAAAGCCAUAAAAUGGAAGGAAAAUCUAUAGUAAGCAGACAGGAGCCGGUGUUGCAUUUAGAUACCAAUGCACGUCGCAAUUUUAUCAAGUUCUACAACAAGCUGGGAGAGAAACCCAGGUCGACAGUGCGCUUUUACGAUCAAACCGACUGCUAUACGGUGCACGGCAGCGAUGACUGCGAACAGGUGGCCAAAAUUGUCUACAAAUCGACGGCGUAUGUGCAUCCACUGCUGCCGGACGACAAACAGGAAACGUUGCAGUAUGUGGCCAUGUCCAAGGCCAACUUUGAGCUGGCGGUGCGCGAUUUGCUACUGGUGCGCAAUUUGCGAGUCGAGGUAUACGUGAGACGCACCGAGUGGCAGCUGGAAUACCGCGGCUCGCCGGGCAAUCUGUUACAGUUCGAGGACAUUUUGUUUGCCAACAAGGAGGUGCUGGUGGGCAAUACCAUCAUAUCGCUGCAGGUUAAGCUGGAGGGCGGCACUCAGCGUCGAGUGGGAGUGGCUGCCGUUGAACAAAACGAUUGUUCAUUUCAGCUGCUUGAAUUUGUGGACGACGAUUUCUUUACCGAACUGGAGGCGACCGUGGUGCUACUGGGUCCCAAAGAGUGCCUGCUGCCAUCAGCUGAUGGCGAAUACACAGCCGUCAAGACGCUGCUGGAACGCAAUGGUGUUAUGAUUACGGUGCCCAAGCGUGGCAGCGCCGCCGAGCGCAAUGAUCUGCUGCAGGACUUGAAUCGUCUGCUGCGCUUUGCCAAGGGGCAGCAGGAGGAUGCCAAUGGUCGCAAGGAGUUGCAAAUGCAAUUGGCCGCCGAGGCGCUGCGUGUGGCCAUCCGAUAUUUGGAUUUGAUCAAUGAUGCCGGAAAUUUGGGGCACUACGAGCUCAAGCAGUUGGACCUAAAGCGAUUUGUGCACUUGGAUUCGGCCGCUGUGGCCGCUCUCAAUAUAAUGCCCAAGCCCGGCACACAUCCCACCAUGCCUUCGUAUCGCUGGCAGAGCAUUCUGGGCGUGCUGGAUCAUUGCCGCACGCCACAGGGCCAUCGUCUUAUGGCGCAGUGGGUGAAGCAGCCGCUGCGCAGCUCCGAGAUUCUCAAUGAUCGCCACAACAUAGUGCAGUGUCUGUUGGAGUCACCGGAGACAUUGGAUACGCUAAGUAUGGACUACUUGAAACGCAUACCGGAUAUCCUAAUGCUCACCAAGAAGCUGAUGCGUCGCAAGGCCAGUCUGCAGGAUCUAUUUCGCAUUUAUCAGGUCAUUUUGCGUACACCAAAGAUUCUUCAGCUGUUAUUGAGCCUGGAGCACAGCACAGUGCAGAGCGUGCUUUGUGCGCCCUUUAAAAGCUUUUUGGAAGAUCUAACUGGUCUGAAGCAAAUGGUCGAGCAAGUGGUGGAUUUUGAGUCCAUUGAAAAGGGCGAGUAUUUGGUCAAGAGCACCUUCGAUAAUCGCCUCAUGGAGCUGCAGCAGACCAUGACGGAAUUGUAUAACAAAAUGGAGCGUCUGCAAAACAAGUGCUGUGAGGAGCUUGAUUUGGAUGGCAAGAUGGUCAAGUUGGAGAAUGUGGCCAAGCUGGGCUAUCAUUUGCGCACCACAAUCAAAGAUGAUUCUGUGCUGCGCAAGAAUAAAAACUAUCGUAUUGUGGAUGUAAUUAAGGGCGGCGUGCGUUUCACCUCCGACAAGCUGGAGAGCUAUGCAGAUGAGUUCGCCAGCUGCCGCACGCGCUAUGAGGAGCAACAGCAGUCCAUUGUCGAGGAAAUUAUCCAAGUGGCUGUUGGUUAUGCGGCUCCGCUAACCUCCCUAAAUAAUGAGCUCGCCCAGCUGGAUUGUCUGGUCAGCUUUGCCAUAGCCGCACGUUGUGCUCCGACGCCAUAUGUGCGGCCCAAAAUGCUAGCCGAGGGCGCUGGCAAGCUGCUGCUUGAGGAUGUGCGUCAUCCGUGCUUGGAACUGCAGGAGCACGUGAGCUUUAUUGCGAAUAGUGUGGCUUUUGAGAAGGACAAGUGCAACAUGUUUAUAAUAACGGGCCCAAAUAUGGGCGGCAAAAGCACGUACAUACGCUCCGUGGGCACAGCUGUUCUAAUGGCCCAUGUUGGCGCCUUUGUGCCCUGCAGCAUGGCUACCAUAAGCAUGGUUGACUCCAUACUAGGCCGCGUUGGCGCCAGUGAUAAUAUAAUUAAGGGAUUAAGCACCUUUAUGGUAGAAAUGAUUGAAACCUCGGGCAUUAUAAGGACUGCAACGGAGAAAUCACUAGUUAUCAUUGAUGAGCUGGGACGCGGCACAUCCACAUAUGAGGGCUGUGGCAUAGCCUGGUCGAUAGCCGAGCAUUUGGCAAAACAAACGAAAUGCUUUACGCUCUUUGCAACACAUUUUCACGAGAUCACCAAACUGGCCGAAACAUUACCAACGGUUAAAAACGUUCACAUGGCUGCUGUGGCGGACGAGGAUAACUUCACGCUGCUGUAUCAGGUGCGGCCGGGUGUCAUGGAGAAGAGCUUUGGCAUACAGGUUGCACGACUGGCCAAUUUUCCGGAGCAUGUGGUACAAAAUGCGCAAGAGGUGUACAAUGAGUUCGAGGACGAACAUGCGGGCAAGCAAAGUGAGGCGGAUAAGGCGCUGCUGGAUAAGAUACAAGUGGCCAUAGAACAGCUAUCAACGGCUGGCAAUAAUACGGAUAUCAAUGUGGAGGAUCUAACACAGCUGGUGGCCAAGUUUGCCAAGGAUAUUAAACAGCUGGACAGCGAUUAUUUCAAGACUGUGCUAACCAGCAGCGAGGUUUAGCACACAGAAGCUACUUUAAUUUAAAGGAAAGUUUUCGCUUUUAAAGUGAAUAGUUGCUGUAAAAUAUUAAAAGAGCUUAGAGAUUAUAGUAAUAUAUACAGUAUUCAUACGAAAGCUAUCCAUCCAGA
This is a messenger RNA of Drosophila virilis, 2984 nucleotides long. It is a transcript of the gene spel1, whose product is annotated as DNA mismatch repair protein spel1. Gene Ontology annotation, molecular function: ATP binding; mismatched DNA binding; ATP-dependent DNA damage sensor activity. Lineage: Eukaryota; Metazoa; Arthropoda; Insecta; Diptera; Drosophilidae. Gene Ontology annotation, cellular component: nucleus; MutSalpha complex. Gene Ontology annotation, biological process: mitotic recombination; mismatch repair. The record is from RefSeq and is a predicted model, not a curated record.